Messenger RNA from Aedes albopictus (Asian tiger mosquito), 1365 nucleotides. It is a transcript of the gene Dhod, whose product is annotated as dihydroorotate dehydrogenase (quinone), mitochondrial. Gene Ontology annotation, cellular component: cytoplasm; mitochondrial inner membrane. The record is from RefSeq and is a predicted model, not a curated record. Gene Ontology annotation, molecular function: dihydroorotate dehydrogenase activity. The coding region runs from base 76 to 1263 and encodes 395 amino acids. The transcript has 3 exons. Lineage: Eukaryota; Metazoa; Arthropoda; Insecta; Diptera; Culicidae. Gene Ontology annotation, biological process: pyrimidine ribonucleotide biosynthetic process; 'de novo' pyrimidine nucleobase biosynthetic process.
AAAAAAGUUUUUAUAAUAUUUCUAUGAGUUUUGCUUUUGUAAAUUAACACCAGCUCCAGGAAGUCUACGACUACGAUGAAUCCAUGCCGAGUAAGUACACCGAACAAGUUCCGGUCCCUGGUGAAAGUGACCUCGCUCGGCGCGGUCACGUUCAGCGCUAUCUGCCUCUACAAGGGCAAUGAAAAGUUCUACGAGAGCAUCUUCAUGCCCAUAGUGCGGCUGAUCCCGCCGGAGACGGCCCACCAGCUGGCGGUUUUUGGCGUCAAGUUGUCGCUGGUGCGGCCCAGCUAUCGGGAUCCGGAAACGCUGCGAACCCGGCUGCUGGGAAUGACCAUUGGCAAUCCGGUCGGGAUAGCGGCCGGGUUCGAUAAGCACGGGGAGGCUGUGAACGGGCUGCAACGGAUCGGGUUCGGCUUUGUGGAGAUCGGGUCGGUCACGCCGAAGCCACAACCGGGCAAUCCGCGGCCGAGGGUGUUCCGGCUGAACGAGGAUAAGGCCAUUGUAAAUAGGUACGGAUUCAACAGCGAAGGUCAUGAAGUUGUAUACGAGAGGUUGAAGAAAAUGCGCGAAGAAAGCCAAAAUCGAAUCACGUUAGGAGUUAAUCUCGGUAGAAAUAAGCAUUCGCCAGACGCGUACAAGGAUUACAUCGAGGGAAUCAAGAAAUUCAGUUGCCUAGCGGAUUAUCUUGUCAUUAACAUUAGCAGUCCAAAUACGCCUGGUUUGAGGGCCAUGCAGAACAAAACCACGCUGCAGGUUUUGCUGAGUGAAGUUCUGAAGGCACGAAGUAGCCUCCCACCGGAAGAGCAGCGACCGAUCCUAGUAAAGUUUGCCCCCGAUCUAGCGGACGAGGAUGUCCAAGAAAUUGUCACGGUCGUGACGCAGAAAGAGUUCGCCAUCGACGGAGUGAUAGUGUCCAAUACGACGAUCAAUCGCCCGUCCAGCUUGAAGAGUAUCAAUGCGGGUCAAAUUGGAGGACUGAGCGGGGUACCGCUACGCCAGCGGACGACCCAGUUGAUUGCCAAAGUGUACAAAUGGACCGACGGUAAAAUUCCGAUUAUCGGUGUCGGCGGCAUCUUCAGUGGACAGGACGCUUACGACAAGAUCCUGGCCGGUGCCAGUGCGGUUCAGCUUUACACGGCGUUCAUAUUCCAUGGGCCACCGGUUGUGACUAGAGUUAAACAAGAGUUGGAUCAGAUACUGAGGGAGAAUGGUUAUAAGAGCGUAGAAGAGGCUGUUGGAAAGGGCUAUGAAAAGUUUUUGUAAUGUUAAUCGCACGGUUUGUAUGUUGAUAAGCCUUACGAAAGUUAUUGAUGCAAAUUAUGUAAUAAAUUGGAAAGUAAAUUUGUUAAAUUUUCGUGCAACACA